AUGUAUCAACUGACGCAACAAACUUUGGAAGAACAUUUAAAUUCUUUUGGUGAUCUAAUUGCAUUAAAGAAAAAAUUUAUCUCAGACUACGUAAAUGAACAACAACGACAAGCUUUCGACAUGACAGACGGGAAAGAUUUGAAUUCAACAAACAAUAAGCCUAAGGCGAAACGUCGUAAAAAAACUAAGUCACUGCUUGCAAGUUCCCAGAUUAUGCAGAACUUUUCUUCUCGUAAGGUUGGCACAAAACGUGUUACCCUUCGUUCAGAUUCUAAACCGGGCAUUUUCAAUAAAGGAAAAGCUUCGGAAAAAGUUUCCACCAAAGGAGUUCCGGAUCUGGUAUUUUCUGAAGUUGAUUUUCUCUAUUCGGGAUCGUCAAAAAAACGUGGACCAUCAAAAUUAUCUUCUGAAGCACCUUCUCUCCAUAGCGAUUCAAAUGAUCACUCUUAUAAUGGUGUACAAAGUACCAAAUCUCCUUAUUUUGUGACCAAUUUGUCAGAUGAUGGUGUACAAAGUACGAAAUAUCCUUAUUUUGCGACCAAUUUAUCAGAUAAUGGUUUACAAAAAAAUUCAUCUCAAGACUGUAAUAGCUGUAACCAGCAUCAAGAUACACAAAAGCAUACGAUUCAAGACAAAGACGACGAUGACAAAACAAUUUCAUCUAUAGAGGACGCUCUUAAUUCCCUGCAUUCAAAUACGGGCCCUGCUGAUGAACAUUCCUGCACGUAUCGACCAUCUGGAAUAUCUAUUGAUAUUAAAGACGUCUCUGAAACUCCUAAAAUUAGCAAUCAACCCAAUAAUUCUCUGCACUCAAAUACGAGCCCUGCCCAUGAGCACUCUUGCACAUAUCAACCAUCUGGAACGUCUAAUGAUAUUAAAGACGAUUCUGAACUUAAUGAAACUCCUAAAAUUAGUAAUCGGCCAAAUGACUAUUAUAAGUUUUCUAUGAGCGAUGCCAAUAAAAAAUAUUCAUCUAUAUCACAAGCUGUAUCGUCAUAUUGUGCAUCACAAAAACCAUCAGUCACCACUAUAGGUGUUCCAUCAGAUGCGGUUAAAUGGUUAUUAAUUGAGCAAGGAACAACAUUAGAUGAUUCUACAAACAAUAAACCAACACAUCAAAAAAUGUGGACGUCGGAAUCACCUCUUAAAAGCAAAAUUUUACAAUCACCAAACGGUAGUGCACGUGCUAUGGAUUUUCUUAAUGCUACCGAUUUAAAUUGUUCCUUGAUGAGUUCUCCAAAUCGAUACUCUUCACUUCCCCUCAAUGAUCAUAUUUUUUCGCCAUCCGAAACUUCUGCACUUUACUUAAAUGACGAUGCUUUAACACAAAAUGGUAUUGAUAUUACUGCUGAUAAGACAUAUUGGCAGACCGACGAAGAAUAUAAUAGGCAUCCUAAUUACUAUGCAUCAUCAUAUACUGAUCUUCAUAAUAACGAAGAUAUCAUUAAGAAAGACACGGCCAUUGACUUUCGAGAAAUUGACUUGUCAGAUUUAUUUAUUUGGAGAAAACAUAAAUUGCACUAG
Messenger RNA from Dentiscutata erythropus, 1524 nucleotides. The record is from the annotation of a GenBank genome assembly. NCBI's taxonomy places the organism in Eukaryota, Fungi, Glomeromycota, Glomeromycetes, Diversisporales, Gigasporaceae.